AUGUCUCCGCCCGAACCGCUACAUCAAGUAGUGGUAGCGGACAAUGAUAAGCUCCAGGCGCAUGCCGAAAGCGCAAGAUCGACAUCCAACGACGAAGCCAAAGGGCCUGAGCUGGACGUCCAGAAGAAAAAAUGGUAUCGCAAUCUGAACCCGAUUCGGUUACAGAAGACACCACCGGUGCCAGAAGAGCGAUCGGUGUCUCGCGAGCACGGCGCCUCAUUUUUCAGCAUUGUCACUUUCCAAUGGAUGUCCCCACUGAUGAAGGUCGGGUAUCUGCGACCACUCGAGCUGCAAGAUAUCUGGACAGUGAAUCCAGAUCGGACCGUUGAAGUAUUGUCCGGCCGACUGGAUGCUGCGUUGCAAAAACGCACCGAGAGCGGGUCCAGCCGCCCACUCGUUUGGGCCUUGUACGACACUUUUAGGUUUGAGUUCAUUCUCGGUGGAAUUUGUCAGCUGUUCAGCUCGCUUUUGAUGGUCUUCGCGCCGUAUCUGACGCGAUAUCUGAUUGCCUUUGCUACCGAAGCUUAUGCGGCCGAAAAGGCGGGUCACGCCGCGCCUCAUAUCGGCCAUGGCAUGGGUUUCGUCGUUGGAAUUACGUGCAUGCAGGCGAUCCAGAGUUUAUGCACGAAUCAAUUCCUGUAUCGCGGACAGAUGGUCGGUGGCCAGAUUCGUGCGGUGCUAAUUUCGCAGAUCUUCAACAAGGCUAUGAAGUUGUCUGGCCGUGCAAAGGCUGGUGGCCAGGCGACAUCGCAAGAGACUAAGGCGCUGGAGGCUACAAAAGAAGCUUUGAUGAAAGCCGAGGGAAAAGACCCGAAGCCUGAUCCAAAGAAACCAAAUGCUGAUUCUGCACUUCCUAUUGUUGAUGGAGUUGCUGGAGACGGUCUAGGAUGGAACAAUGGCCGCAUCACUGCUCUGAUGAGUAUUGAUGUGGACCGUGUUAAUCUGGCCAUGGGAAUGUUCCAUAUGAUCUGGACCGCUCCCCUCUCCAUUAUUGUGACAUUGGUUCUCCUCCUGGUCAACUUGGGCUACAGUUGCUUGUCUGGAUACGCACUGCUUGUCAUCGGAGUUCCCUUCCUGACUCUCGCGGUACGAUCCUUGAUCGUGAGACGACGCAACAUCAACAAAAUCACCGACCAGCGAGUCUCGCUGACCCAAGAGAUUCUUCAGGCCGUGCGAUUUGUGAAGUAUUUCGGCUGGGAGAGCAGUUUCCUAGCCCGUUUGAAAGAAAUUCGCGGCCGAGAGAUCCGUUCCAUCCAGACGCUGUUGGCGAUUCGAAAUGGCAUUCUCUGCGUGUCUUUGUCCAUUCCCACUUUCGCCUCGAUGCUAGCGUUCAUCACUUACUCGCUCACAAAUCACAACCUGGACCCCGCCCCUGUUUUCUCUUCCCUCGCUCUUUUCAAUUCGCUACGAAUGCCGUUGAACAUCCUUCCACUCGUCAUUGGUCAAGUCACUGAUGCCUGGACCGCUUUCAAACGAAUUCAAGACUUCCUUCUUGCGGAGGAGCAAAAUGAAGACAUUGAGCGAGACGAGAGCAUGAGCAACGCGAUCGAAAUUGAAAAUGCAUCAUUCACCUGGGAGCGUCUCCCUACGGAAGAGAAAGAGGCCACCAAAGCCGAGAAAAAGGCUGCUCACGACAAAAAAGAAAAAACCAACCCAGACGAGAAUGAAGCAGCCGAGACCCCCACCGAACCCUUCAAACUCCACGACAUGACUUUUGAAGUUGGCAGGAACGAACUGCUCGCUGUGAUUGGAACAGUCGGUUGUGGCAAGAGCUCCUUGCUUUCAGCCUUGGCAGGAGACAUGCGUGUGACGAAUGGCGCAGUCCGGCUUAGCACCACCCGUGCGUUCUGUCCGCAGUAUGCCUGGAUUCAGAAUACGUCUGUCAGAAAUAAUAUUUUGUUUGGAAAAGCAUACGACGAGUCAUGGUACGAACGGGUCAUUGAUGCGUGUGCUCUGACUCCCGAUCUCGAGAUCCUCCCUAAUGGCGAUCAGACCGAGAUCGGAGAACGUGGGAUAACGGUGUCCGGGGGCCAAAAGCAACGUUUGAACAUUGCACGAGCAAUCUACUUCAAUGCUGACUUGGUACUGAUGGAUGAUCCAUUGUCGGCUGUCGAUGCGCAUGUCGGUCGGCACAUCAUGGACAAGGCUAUCUGUGGCCUGCUCAAGGACCGUUGCCGUAUCCUGGCCACUCACCAGCUGCAUGUGCUGAAUCGGUGCGACAGAAUCAUUGUUAUGGACAAAGGACGUAUCGAUGCGAUCGACACGUUUGAAAACCUCAUGCGUGACAACGAAGUGUUCAAAAGAUUGAUGUCUACAUCUCGCCAGGAGGAUAUGGAAGAGGAAGAGACCGAGGCUGUUGAUGAAGUCACCGAAGAAAAGAUAGGCGAGGAGAAGACUCCUCAAAAGGCAGCUUUAGCAAAGCCUGCACCCGGCUUGAUGCAACAAGAAGAAAAGGCUACAUCCUCUGUCGGGUGGAGUGUAUGGAAAGCGUACAUCCGAGCAUCUGGGAGCUAUCUCAAUGCCAUUGCAGUGUUCAUCUUACUCGGUCUAGCCAAUGUCGCCAACAUCUGGACUAGUUUAUGGCUCUCAUACUGGACUUCUAACAAGUACCCGUCACUUUCGAUGGGCCAAUACAUUGGAGUCUAUGCGGGAUUGGGUGCCGGGUUUGUUGUCUUAAUGUUCACCUUUUCAACAUACGUGACGACUUGUGGCACAAACGCGAGCAAAACUAUGCUCCAUCGCGCGAUGAACCGCGUGCUCCGCGCUCCCAUGUCCUUCUUCGAUACCACACCCCUGGGACGAAUUACAAACCGUUUCUCAAGGGACAUCCAGGUGAUGGACAAUGAGCUUUCAGAUGCAAUGAGAAUUUACGCCCUGACCAUGACUAUGAUUGUAUCCAUCAUGAUUUUGAUUGUCGUUUUCUUCUACUAUUUCAUUAUCGCGCUCGUGCCUUUGUUUAUUCUAUUCCUUAUAGCUUCAAACUACUACCGAGCGUCUGCGCGUGAGAUGAAGCGCCACGAGGCACUGCUGCGAUCCACAGUCUACGCCAAGUUCGGUGAAGCCAUCACCGGUGUUGCAUGCAUCCGAGCAUAUGGUGUGGAGGGUGAAUUCCGGCGCAGCAUUCGCGAGUCAAUUGAUGUGAUGAAUGGUGCCUAUUUCCUAACAUUCUCUAAUCAGCGCUGGCUCAGUAUUCGUCUAGAUGCUGUUGCUGUCGCAUUGGUCUUCGUGACUGGAGUUUUGGUGGUUACAUCUCGUUUCAAUGUCUCCCCCAGUAUUUCUGGGUUGGUGUUAUCUUACAUUUUGGCUAUUGCUCAGAUGUUGCAGUUCACUGUGCGCCAGCUGGCCGAGGUUGAGAACAACAUGAAUGCCACGGAACGAGUCCAUUACUAUGGCACCGAGCUGGAAGAGGAAGCAACUUUACAUCAAAGGGAGGUCACCGAAAGCUGGCCUGAAAAGGGUCGAAUUGAGUUCAGUAACACGGAAAUGCGAUACCGGGCAGGUUUACCUCUUGUUCUCAAGGGUCUCUCCAUGGACGUCCAAGGAGGCGAGCGGGUCGGAAUCGUUGGUCGCACUGGCGCUGGAAAGUCGAGUAUCAUGUCCGCACUCUUCCGCCUUACUGAACUAUCCGGAGGAAGCAUCAAGAUCGAUGACAUUGACAUCUCUACUAUCGGUCUUCACGACCUUCGGUCCCGCCUAGCUAUCAUUCCUCAAGACCCAGCCCUGUUCAAGGGCACCAUUCGAUCAAACCUCGACCCGUUCAAUGAACACAAUGACUUGGAGCUGUGGUCUGCACUUCGCAAAGCGUAUCUAAUUGACCAAGACAUCGAAGCCACAGAUGAGCGACCGGACAGCGAGGCUGUGAGCGGGACCACAACCCCAGCUUUGGAUGACACCAAACCGCGCCCGUCGAACAAACUCACCCUCGAGUCACCCGUCGACGAAGAAGGCCUCAACUUCUCUCUAGGUCAGCGGCAACUGAUGGCACUCGCGCGCGCGCUGGUUCGCGACGCACGCAUCAUUGUCUGUGACGAAGCAACCUCCUCGGUUGACUUUGAAACAGACCAGAAAAUCCAACGGACAAUGGCACAGGGCUUCGACGGAAAGACAUUGCUCUGUAUUGCGCAUCGCCUGCGUACGAUCAUCGGCUACGAUCGCAUUUGCGUCAUGGACCAGGGUCAGAUCGCUGAGAUGGAUAGACCGGUCGUCCUAUGGGAUAAUCCUGAUGGCAUCUUCCGUGCCAUGUGUGACCGCAGUGGAAUCACACGUGAAGACAUCCUGGCCUCGGAGUGA
Molecule: messenger RNA, 4290 nt
Organism: Penicillium salamii
Lineage: Eukaryota; Fungi; Ascomycota; Eurotiomycetes; Eurotiales; Aspergillaceae
Source: the annotation of a GenBank genome assembly